AUGCAAACGGCACAGGAAAAGAAGCCGGAAUCGUUGACGGAAAACGAGGUUCCGUACCCAAAGGGUGGGGUCGGCGACCGAACCAACCAAGUGAAGCAUGUUGUAAGCAGUUUUGGUUGGCCGCACUCUUCAACGACCGGGGAAGUUUUAUGGGCAAUUGAAACUUCCUGGAAGAUGGAUAAACAAAUUCGCUAUCCGCAA
Molecule: messenger RNA, 201 nt
Organism: Iphiclides podalirius (scarce swallowtail)
Lineage: Eukaryota; Metazoa; Arthropoda; Insecta; Lepidoptera; Papilionidae
Source: the annotation of a GenBank genome assembly